CGCCGUCGCUCACCCCCACCACUCGACGAGCAGCUGCUGCCGGAUUCGCCACCACCGUCACAGUUCCGCCGCGCCGAUUAGCUCGCACCAGAGCAGAGAGCGCGCAGGAGGCAACGCAUUUGAUACAUAACCCAGUCGUGGCCGUGGAUCUCUCCUUGCCUCGCCCCGGGAUGCAAAGGAGGCAGGUAGGAGGGCGGAGGCGCAGGCGUCGAUGUGGGCCCAGGGGGUAGCAACGGCGGCCAUGGCAGCGUCUGUAUUUCAUCCUUCUGUUCGUGCAUACGGGAGCUGCUCCUUCUGACGUACCAUCGCACACAAGUUGUUUGUAGAAAUGCAAGACUAGAACGCAGGCUCUUUAUGCGUGUGGUCUCAGGCUCUCAGCUCAUCUUACUUGAACACGACGAUGCCCCGCUCAGGUUUUCUAGUGCACACAGGUUCUGUGAGCUGCUCUGCUGCUAAGAAAACGAAAGAAAAGACUUUCUCUGGUCAACAAGCGAGAACCCCUGCCCACAUCUUCUUUCCGAUCCUUCUCCUAGCGCGGCAAUCACGGAGGCGUGGUAGGAGACUGAUUCAGUCUUCCCAGGAGUGGAACUCUGGAUGGGAAAGGCUGCUGGGCUUCGCCAGACCUUCAUCCAAUGAUUCGAUUUCUUGUAUCUUGAUCGCGAGAUUGGUGGCUCUGUCAAGGAAGCUGGAGGACACCAAAUUCAUUGCAUCCUUGAAGGAGACAAAAUUUCUGCUUAACCAAAAGAAGGAAAAAGAAACGAAAUGUUUGGUGAAUCUAGCAGAUGCCGUAACCUGGAAAGUAUGUUACAAGACAUACAAGCAGAACCAUGCAAGCUAUCAUUAGAACGUUUAUCAGAUAUCACAGACAACUUCUCAGAUGAGCGAGAGAUUGGCAGAGGUGGUUUUGGAGUGGUUUAUAAGGGAGUGCUCGAAAAUGGGGAUGUAGUUGCUGUGAAGAAGCUUGUGUCCAUGCCAGGAGUUAAUGAUGUACAAUUUGAGAAUGAGGUUUAUCAUCUUAUGAUGCUUAAGCACAAAAAUAUAGUUCGUUUUCUAGGAUACUGCUUUGAAACACGACAUGUAUGCAUACUACAUAAUGGGAGAUAUUGUUUUGCGGAGAUGCCAGAAAAGUUGCUUUGCUUGGAAUAUCUGCCAAAUGGAAGCCUUGACAGACUUAUUUCAGAUGAAUCUCAUGGACUUGAUUGGUGCAAGCGUUACGAAAUAAUUAGGGGCAUCUGUUCUGGUUUACAUUACCUUCAUGAGGAAAGCCAAACAAAUACUCCGAUAAUACACUUGGAUCUAAAGCCUGGCAAUAUAUUGCUAACAAAUGAGAUGGCGCCGAAAAUUGCAGAUUUUGGUCUCUCCAGACUCUUAGGCGAACAACAAUCUCGAACUUAUGCUACGAAUAUGGGUGGAUCAUUGAGGACUUGUGCUGGAUGCCAUAACCCAAUUGGCCAUGGCCGUUUCUUUAGUUGUAUGGGUUCAGUUUGGCAUCCCGAGUGCUUCAGAUGUUUUGCUUGCAUCAAGCCCAUAUCCGAAUAUGAGUUUUCUAUGCGCAAAGAUCAGCCGUACCACAGAUCCUGCUACAAAGAGUUUUUUCAUCCAAAAUGCGAUGUUUGUGACAACUUUAUUCCAACGAAUAGAGAUGGCCUCAUUGAAUACCGAGCACAUCCUUUCUGGAUGCAGAAGUACUGUCCUUCACAUGAAGAUGAUGGCACUCCUAAGUGCUGCAGUUGUGAACGAAUGGAGGUGUUGCAUAGCGAGAUCAAGUACGUAACAUUAGAUGAUGGGAGGAAACUCUGCUUUGAAUGCCGCCUCAAUUCUUCAAUAAUGGAUACUCCAGAAUGUCAACAUCUUUAUAUGGACAUUCAAGAAUUUUUCGAAGGUUUGAACAUGAAAGUAGAACAGCGAAUUCCUUUACUUUUGGUUGAGAGACAGGCUCUGAAUGAAGCAUUGGAAGCUGAGAAAAAUGUUGUGUUUUGGAAGUGGAUCACCCCAAAGUUGUUGGGUUUAGUAACACAAACAUCGGUUUAUCACUGGUCAAUUGAAGGUGAUUCUGAGCCUGCCAAGAUGUUUGAUAGGACAGCUAACUUGGCAAACAAUCAGAUCAUCAACUAUCGAUGUGACCCAGCAGAGAAGUGGCUUGUGCUUAUUGGAAUUGCACCUGGCGCCCCAGAGAGGCCGCAACUGGUGAAGGGAAAUAUGCAACUUUUUUCUGUUGAUCAACAGCGUAGUCAGGCACUUGAAGCCCAUGCAGCAUCUUUUGCAACAUUUAAGGUUGUUGGUAAUGAGAACCCAUCAACCCUUAUCUGUUUUGCCUCAAAGACAACCAAUGCUGGACAGAUAACUUCAAAGUUGCAUGUUAUUGAACUGGGCGCCCAGCCAGGGAAACCUGGCUUUUCUAAGAAACAAGCCGACCUCUUCUUCCCACCAGAUUUCCAGGAUGAUUUUCCUGUAGCUAUGCAGGUUUCACAAAAGUAUGGGCUUAUAUAUGUAAUUACAAAGCUUGGCCUUUUGUUUGUAUAUGACUUGGAAACUGCCGCAGCAGUGUACAGAAAUAGAAUCAGUCCAGACCCUAUAUUCUUGACAGCAGAAUCUUCCUCAACUGGUGGAUUUUAUGCUAUCAACAGAAGAGGGCAGGUUUUACAUGCCACAGUUAAUGAUGCAACUGUUGUGCCUUUUGUCAGCGGUCAAUUAAACAAUCUUGAACUUGCUGUCAAUCUUGCCAAGAGGGCUAAUCUUCCUGGCGCUGAGAACUUGGUUGUGCAAAGAUUUCAGGAACUGUUUGCGCAGACAAAAUACAAGGAAGCAGCAGAGCUGGCUGCGGAAUCUCCCCAGGGCCUCCUGAGGACGCCUGUGACCGUCGCAAAAUUUCAGUUUUAUUAG
Panicum virgatum (switchgrass) is the source of this 2883-nucleotide messenger RNA. RefSeq lists its product as uncharacterized. Gene Ontology annotation, molecular function: clathrin light chain binding; protein kinase activity; ATP binding. The record is from RefSeq and is a predicted model, not a curated record. Lineage: Eukaryota; Viridiplantae; Streptophyta; Magnoliopsida; Poales; Poaceae. Bases 763 to 2883 code for a protein of 706 amino acids. The transcript is spliced from 18 exons. Gene Ontology annotation, biological process: protein phosphorylation; intracellular protein transport; receptor-mediated endocytosis. Gene Ontology annotation, cellular component: plasmodesma; chloroplast; Golgi apparatus.